AGCUUUACACUUUGCCCUGACGCGUACUCAUCACCUAUCACCUCAGGCCAAAUGACGCGAUAAAGUCGCUUUUAUUUAAAAAAAAACUUCGUCUCCGUAUCUUGAAGCGCAGCUGAUGCACUCCUGUGUGUUCAGUUUAGGCACUUGUCCCACGUGUGGUUUAGGGCCGGCUAGGAAGUGUACUAGUUGUAUUCGUUUCAUAUUUCAGACUUCCAUGACGUUUCUGCUCCCGUUUGCAGCGUUAAAAUGUUUGCGUCAGUCAUUUAAACUUUGUUUUGGUUCCGCUGAGAAAAUGUGUGGGUAACUCGAUUUAUUUUUCUUAUCUGGCGGUGGGUCCUCUACAGCGGCGAUCGCAAGAUUAUUAAUUUGGACUUCAGCUGUUCGAUUAGAUUAUAUCACAAGCCGCUUGCCCAGAUGAGGAUGAGCAGCAACUGCUCUGUUUCCUAUAGGCUGUGUUCUGGUCGAAUAAAUCCGCAGCAGAUCCCCCCCCAAAACGACUUUUCUUGUUGAUCGAUAAAUGGGCUGAGUGCGAAACGCAUCACCACCUGGAUGUGGAUCUCACAGCCCGAGACGGGAUCAGAUCGUACAACAGUUCAACGUGCUCUGAAGCGCAGAUAUGGCGGCCGUGGGGGACGCGCAGGAGGCGGCCGGUGGCGGGGCCGAGUCUCCGGGCCGGCGGCGGCGCACCUCCCUGCUGGACGGCGGCGAGGACUUCGAGAUGCUGAAUGACGAGGAGGAGGAGGACGAUGAUGAUGAUGGGGAUCUUCCUCCUCUGGAAGACACCGCUGCAGGGAAGAAGGCGGCUGUUCGGAAGGAAGGGGAGGACGGGACUGGGAGUGAGCAGAGCCCUGCGGCUGAGGACUCCUCGGAGGGAGAGGAGUGGCUGGAUGUCUUGGGGAACGGGCAGCUGAGGAAGAAGGUGCUGGCGGCUGGCAGGGGCCCGGACAGCCGGCCCAGGAAGGGCCAGACAGUGAGGGUCCGGCUGAAGGCCUCGCUGCAGGACGGCUCCCUGGUGCAGGAGGAGCCCAGCCUGGAUUUCACGCUCGGAGACGGCGAUGUCAUCCAGGCGCUGGACCUGGCAGUGCAGCUCAUGGAGCUGGAAGAGAAGGCCCUGAUCUAUUCAGACGCAAAGUACGCUUAUGGGACCUUAGGAAACGAGAGUGACCCGGCCGCGCCCCCGGCCGCCGCACUGAGCCUGGAGGUGCAGCUGCUGGAGGCCAGCGACGCGCCCGACCUGGAGCUGCUCCCCCCCCGCGAGAAGAUCGCCCUGGCGGACCGCAAGCGGGCGCGCGGCAACGCCUGCUACCAGCGCGGGGACUACGUCUUCGCCGUCAACUCCUACGGCAUCGCGCUGCAGAUCACGGAAUCCGGCUCCGGAGUGGGCAUCACCGCGCAGGAGGAGGAGGAGCUGCUGGACGUGAAGGUCAAGUGCCUGAACAACAUGGCGGCGGCGCAGCUGAAGCUGGAGCACCACGAGGCGGCCCUGCGCUCCUGCGUGUCCGUCCUGGCGCACCAGCCGGACAACAUCAAGGCCCUCUUCAGGAAAGGCAAGGUCCUGGCUCUGCAAGGAGAGUACGCUGAAGCCAUCAGGAUUCUGAAGAGAGCGCUGAAGCUGGAGCCCACCAACAAGGUACUGCCCCCUGCUGGGUGGCGCGUGCUCUCUGGGAGGGGGUUGUGAGAGAUCAGUGCUGCA
Messenger RNA from Lepisosteus oculatus (spotted gar), 1693 nucleotides. The record is from RefSeq and is a predicted model, not a curated record. Lineage: Eukaryota; Metazoa; Chordata; Actinopteri; Semionotiformes; Lepisosteidae.